UCAUCUGAUUGGUCCGCAGCGUCAGAAGGAGAAAGAGGGUGAGGGGGGGGAGGAGCUGCCACGUCCUCAGAGCAGAAACAGACAGAACUGCAGCAGCCGGUCCAAACCCGUCAGGGUUCGGUACCGGUCCAAAACCGUCUGAGGUUCAGCAGCGGGUCAGAUGGGUUUCAGUGGUACAGCAUGGUUCUGGUUCUGGUUUAUUGGGUCUCUUGGUUCUACAGAAACCAGCUGCUGGUUCCUUGAAAAUGUUCUGGGUUCAUCUGGGCCGAUCGGUUCCCACAGGCCCAGAUAACCAGAACCUUCUCCUAGAACUCUAAAUUGAAGCGGGUUCUGGACCGGGCCAAACAGGUUCUGGAUGGACCUCUCUCCAGAAGGUCAAAGGUCACGCUGUGGGUGCCAUGAUGUCACUCAUGUUAAAGCUCCAGAAGGAUUUUAACGGAUCAGAACCAGUAAGGUGUUAGAGAGGUCCAGAUCAGAACCGAAGCAGAACCAGAUCAGAUGAAACCAAAUAUUUCAGAACCAAACGGUUCUGAUCAUCUCAGGUUGUUUCUAAUCUGAUAACAGAAACUAAUUUCUGCCUCACUUGGUUCUGGUUCUGGUAAGACCGGGUCAGCGGUCCGGUCCGGUCGGAAAUUGUUCCGACCGGACCAGAACCUGAACUAUAUUACAGGAUCAGUUAGAGCUUCCUGGGCUGAAACCAGAACCGUUUAUCUGUUCUUGAUAAACAUGGGACCAGAACAGAACCGGUUCUGAUCCGUUCUGCUGGUUCUGACCCGGUAUAAUAUAGCAUCUCGAUACCGAAACACGUGGAGAAUUCAUUUGGUUUAAUAAUCUGUUGCAGAACCGGCAGACUGAAUUCGGACCUGGAACAAUCUGUACGGGUUUCAAGUUCUGACCCGAUUGAAGGGAAAAAUGUAUCAUUUCAGGAGCAACUCAGAAAAAAACCUGAUUUAUAAACCUGGAGGGAAACGGGUCGAGGCAAAAGGUUCCGGAGUGGUUCCGACAAAGAUCCAUAAUUCAGCUUGUUAACCUGUUUAGAUGGUGUGCUGGUUCUGGUUAUCAGGUGGAACCAGAUCCUGGUUCUGUUGGACCAGCGGAGCCUGUCAACUGUAGUUUGAAUCCAUGUCAGACAAAUAUACCGGCCCGGUUCUGGUUCUGGUUCUGGCCAGAACCAGGAUCUGGUUUGGGCUCUGAGUUUCUCCACAGCGGUUCCUUUAGUUUUCUGAGCUCUAACGACAGGAACAUUCCUCCACGGAGACGUUUUCCCUCCUCAGAACUUUGGUUGUGAUCGGGUCAGUCUCCUUCAGAACCCGAGGACGGACUGGGAGACUCGGAACCUGAAGGGAAACACUGCAGCUCCGCCAGUCAUUGGACAGUUUCGUGUUUGAACCGACCAUUCAGCAGCAGGCAGUCCGGCGGUGUUUCUGCUCCGGGUGGAAACAUCAGUGGAAUGUUUGAAUCAGAUGUGAGUGGCAGCAAAAGCAGAUGGUUCUGUGCUGAUUAGGUGAGGAAGCAGCAGGGAACCGUCGGCCAUGUUGAGAGUGGGGUGCAUCCUCCGUGGAGGUGGUGGCGUCCUGCUGUGUCUCCAUCGGACAGCCCAGUACCGGUAUCCGAGUGGACCUGAGCGGGUUCUGACCCGGUCCCUGUCCCGGACUCCGGACUCGUCUCGGGUCGCGCUGAAGCUGCGGACCCGGUUGGGGGUGACGUUGCUGGUCGGGGUGGCGUUGCUGGGCGCGUGGUGGUGGGUGGAGCAGGAGAGGCAGCAACGGCGGCGGCGGCAGCGAGUGGAGCAGCUCCGGACGGUGGCUCUGGGUCAGGGGACGUUCAGCCUGCUGGACCACACGGGCCGCCGCCGGACCAAGCAGGACUUCCUGGGCCGCUGGGUCCUCCUGUACUUCGGCUUCACACACUGCCCCGACAUCUGCCCCGACGAGCUGGACAAGCUGAGCGCCGUGGUGUCGGCUCUGGACCGGGACCCGGCCCUGCCGCGCCUGCAGCCGCUCUUCAUAACUGUGGACCCGGAGCGGGACGACGUGGCAGCGCUGGCCCGCUACGUCCGGGAUUUCCACCCGCGGCUGGUCGGGCUAACCGGCACACCGGAAGAGGUGCGUCACGCGGGGCGGGACUUCCGGGUGUACGCCAGCGCGGGGCCGAAGGACGAGGACGGGGACUACAUAGUGGAUCACAGCGUGCUGCUGUACCUGGUUAGUCCGGACGGGCUCUUUCUGGACUACUACAACCGAACCAAGAGCCCGGAGCAGAUCGCCGACAGCAUCCGGAACCACAUCCGGAACCACGUCCCGCUAGAGAAACAGGAGCCGUCCUGUGUGAUGGGGAGCAGCCGGUCCAGCUGGACCAUCAGAACCGAGCCCAUCAGCUGGAGUCCGCCAGCGUCUUGAAGCGGUCCGUGGCUCGCUGCGUGCUCAGCAGCGUUAAAGACAUGGAGUCCACGCUGUCCUCCAGGCCCGCAGCACUGUCCACCUCCACCGAGUAGUCGUUGGCCUGCAGGGGGCGAAACACCCAGGGUUAAAGGUCAACUCGCCCCCAUGAGAGCCUAACCACAGCACAGCGGGGGCACUGCUGCCAACAUCAAAGAUGAAACAUUUUACUGUGACCUCUGACCUGCCACUGCUAACAAAACCUGUUGCUAUGGCAAAGUCACUUUAUCCUCCUGGAAACAAAUUUAUUUACAUUGUGGAUCUGAACAAUAAAUC
This is a messenger RNA of Poecilia reticulata (guppy), 2714 nucleotides long. It is a transcript of the gene sco2, whose product is annotated as synthesis of cytochrome C oxidase 2. Gene Ontology annotation, biological process: intracellular copper ion homeostasis; mitochondrial respiratory chain complex IV assembly. Gene Ontology annotation, cellular component: mitochondrial inner membrane. The record is from RefSeq and is a predicted model, not a curated record. Gene Ontology annotation, molecular function: copper ion binding; copper chaperone activity. Lineage: Eukaryota; Metazoa; Chordata; Actinopteri; Cyprinodontiformes; Poeciliidae.